Messenger RNA from Metarhizium album ARSEF 1941, 4257 nucleotides. Its product is annotated as Transcription elongation factor spt-6. The transcript has 4 exons. Gene Ontology annotation, biological process: positive regulation of transcription elongation by RNA polymerase II; mRNA transcription by RNA polymerase II; transcription elongation-coupled chromatin remodeling. The record is from RefSeq and is a predicted model, not a curated record. Gene Ontology annotation, molecular function: nucleosome binding; histone binding; DNA binding. NCBI's taxonomy places the organism in Eukaryota, Fungi, Ascomycota, Sordariomycetes, Hypocreales, Clavicipitaceae. The coding region runs from base 1 to 4257 and encodes 1418 amino acids. Gene Ontology annotation, cellular component: transcription elongation factor complex.
AUGAGCAAUAGCGUGCGCGACUUGAUUUCGGGCGAGGCCGAGUUGGAUGACGAGGAAGAUGACGAGUCUUUCGAUGAGGAGACUGGAGAGGAGCGUGUGAGACGAAAUGGAGCUCACAUGGACGACUCCAGCGAAGAAGAGGAAGAUGACGAUGACGAAGAGGAAGCCCGGAAGGCAAGUACUCCUGUCCGUGAGGGCUUCAUUGUCGAUGAAGAGGAGGAAGAGGAAGAGGAAGAAGAGGAAGGGGACUCGGAUGCAGAAUCACGCCCGGUGAAGAGGAAGCGCGAACAUCGUGAUCGUGAAGAGGAGGAGCGUCUUGAUGAAGACGAUUUAGAGCUUAUUGGUGAGCAAUUUGGGGAACGCUCCAAACCAGAAAGCAAAUCCAAAUUUAAACGGCUCAAAAGAGGUCAUCGGGACGAAGAGGAUGUCGUAAACAAACGCCGUGGUCUCGACGAAAUCUUUUCCGAUGAAGACGAAGAGGUGGCAGAGCAAAGACCGUAUGGGCGGUCAAACUUGCGCGCUCAAGCUGAUGAAUUCGACGACUUUAUCGAGGAAGACUUUCCUGAAGAUGAAGACGAGCGAACCCGCCGAUUGGAAGACUUAGAAGUUGCGAGACCUCGGGACCGUGGUGUGGGAGCUGUCGUUGACACUACAGGGCUUGACAAGGAUGCUUUGGAUGACAUGGAAGCUAUAUUUGGCAAUGGUGAAGACUACGACUGGGCGCUGCAAUUGGAAGAUGAUGAAGAAGACCGGGAGAAACAGGAACAAGGCAUAGAGCUUAAGGAUGUGUUUGAACCAUCCCAGCUCAAGGAAAAGCUCCUCACCGACGAAGACAACGAGAUUCGAUUCACCGACGAGCCCGAGCGAUUUCAACUGGAGCGCAAGGCAUUCAAGAACCUCCAGCUCACUGCAGAGCAAUUCAAGGAGGAAGCAAAGUGGAUUACUAAUCAGCUGUGGCCCAAGAAGGGUCUGGCCCAGGAGCUCCAGACGCCCUUUGGUAAAGCUGUCGGUAAGGUCCUUGAAUUCUUCAUUGUUGACGAAGUCGAAGUUCCCUAUGUCUUCCAGCAUCGAAAAGACUAUCUUCUUCACUCCAAGAAGAUUCGAAAGUCGACUCGUGAUGAUUUGGAUGGCCCGGAUUACAUAAUUCAAUCAGAGAAGCUCCUUAACCAGGACGAUCUGUGGAGAAUUUUGGAAUUGGAUAUCAAGUUUAGAUCAUUUGUCGACAAGAGGAACUCCCUGGAGAAGACAUAUGAGAACUUGAAAUCGCUGGAGGUUGAGGACCCGAUGAUUGAGGAAAUGAUCCCCGAAGCCACAACCAUGGAGGAACUGCAAGACCUGCAGGAUUAUCUCCAGUUCCAGUAUGGCGCCAAGCUUAAAGAUCUUGCAGUUAUGGCCGGUAAUCUCUCUCAGUCUAAGCGGCCCGGCUCAAAGUCAUCCCUACUUGAUCGGGUUCGCAAUGGCAAGGCUUAUUAUUUCGUGAAAGCCUACGGCAUCUCCGCUGAUCAACUGGCCAAGAAUACGCUGCGUCAGGGGAAAAAGAUAACACCGGAUGAUGACUCUCAGUACCCUAUGGAUCUUGCUGAUAGCUUGAUCGAUGAGAACUUCAACACCGGCGAUCAAGUCAUUUCUGCAGCGCGCCAAAUGUACUCCGAAGAGCUCUUCGCAAGCCCUCGUAUGCGCAAGUACUUCCGAAGCUCUUACUACCAGGCUGCAGAGCUCAGCUGUCGACGGACGGAUAAGGGCCUUCGGAAGAUUGACGAUUCACAUCCGUAUUACGAAAUCAAAUAUCUCCAGAACCAGGCGAUCGCUGAUCUGGUGCUCCAUCCAGAGCUCUUCCUCAAGAUGAUGCGAGCAGAAGAAGAGGGCCUGAUUGAUAUCAAAGUUGAAAUGCCACCGCGAUAUGACUUCCGGCGACAGCUGUACCAAGAGUUCGAGUCUGAAAACUUCAGUGAUCGCGCGGAGCAGUGGAGAGAGGAGCGAAAAAAGGUUCUCGACGUGGCUUAUCCCAAGCUAGAGAAGGUCAUCGUGAAGAAUGUCAAGGAAGUUAUUCGAACUUUCUGUCAGGAUGAAGUGCUCAAGACGUGUCGUCAAGAGUUUUACCGAAAGCUGGAUCAAGCUCCAUAUAAGCCAAAGGGAAUGAUCCUUGGAACCACACCUCGGGUGCUUGCCUUGUCCAAUGGGAUGGGUGACCCAGCCCGUGAGCCAACAUGCUGGACGUGGGUGGAAGAGGACGGCCGAGUUCUCGAGCAGGGCAAGUUUGGUAACCUGGCGCGAGACGAAGCGCAGCGGGAGGAGUUUGCCGCGCUGGUUCGACGGCGCCGUCCCGAUGUGAUUGCAGUCAGUGGUUGGAGCGCAGAAACAAACAAGCUGGUGCGAGAUUUAGAAGCUCUCGUGAGCGACAAGGAUCUGCGAGGAGCCGAGUUUGACGACCCCGAGACGAAUGACUAUCGGACAGAGCCUCUUGAGGUGGUCGUCGUGGAUGACGAGGUGGCCCGACUGUACAAAGACAGCCCGCGUGCGGUGGCUGAGCACCCGUCUCUGAACCCAGUGACGAGAUACUGCAUUGGCUUGGCGCGAUACAUGCAGAAUCCCAUGAAAGAGUAUGCCGCUCUUGGCAAGGAUGUAUCGUCGCUUUCAUUCCACCCUUGCCAGCAUCUCCUGCCUCAGGACAAGCUGACGAAAUACCUCGACUCCGCCAUGGUCGAUACGGUCAACAUGGUCGGUGUCAACAUAAACGAUGCGAUGACCGACACGUAUACAGCGAAUCUACUCCCUUACAUUGCAGGAUUGGGUCCUCGAAAGGCUACUAGCGUCAUCAAGGCAAUCAACGCCAACGGAGGAUCUGUGAACACACGAGACGAGCUGGUUGGUGAUCCCGACAGCGGCAAGUUACCCGUUGUCGGGCCUCGUGUUUGGAACAACUGUGCCAGCUUCCUGUAUAUUGAUUACGACUCAACUAACGAAUCAACCGACCCCCUGGACAACACCCGAGUCCACCCCGAGGAUUAUGAACUUGGUCGCAAGAUGGCUGCCGACGCCUUGGAGCUGGACGAGGAAGAUGUCAAGGCCGAAACGGACGAGAAUGGACCCGGCGCCAUCGUUCGGAAACUCUUCAAACAAGACGAACAAGAACGAGUCAAAGAGCUUGUCCUGGACGAGUACGCCGACCAGCUGCUGACGAACUUUAACCAGCGGAAACGUGCGACGCUCGAGGCCAUCAGUGCAGAACUCCAGGCUCCGUACGAAGAACUGAGACGCAGCUUUGCCCCUCUGAGCCAGUCUGAGAUCUUUACCAUGUUCACCGGCGAGACAAAGUCAUCGCUAUGCGAGGGAAUGAUUGUACCUGUGAAUGUGCGCGUGGUGCGGGACGACUUUGCCAUUGUCAAGCUCGACUGCGGUGUUGAGGGCCGGGUCGAAGCGCACGAAGUGACGAGUCGCGCCUCGGUCAAGGAGGUGCUGAGCACGGGCCAGACGGCGCAAGCCAAGAUCCUGGAGCUGAACUACAAAGAGUUUAUGGCGAAGCUGUCGAUGCGAGAGGACGCGCUGCGCGUGCCGUUCAAACGGCCCCUGAACUAUGACCGCGACGGAUGGGACUACAACCUGGAGGCGUCAGACAAGGAGGAGCUUCGCGAGAAGGACAAGACCACCGGCAGGACACAGCGGGUGGUCAAACACCCCAACUUCAAACCCUUCAACUCUAUACAAGCAGAGGAGUAUCUUGGCUCACAGGCUCCCGGGGAGGUGAUUAUUCGUCCCUCAUCCAAGGGCAACGACCACCUGGCCAUCACAUGGAAGGUGGCGGACAGCGUCUACCAGCACAUUGACGUGCUGGAGAUGCAAAAGGACACCGAGUUCUCCGUCGGCAGGCUCCUCCGCAUCGGAGGCAAGUACACGUACAGCGAUCUAGACGAGUUGAUUGUCGACCACGUCAAGGCCAUGGCCCGAAAGGUGGAGGAACUCAUGCGCCAUGACAAGUACCGGAGCCGGUCGCGAUCAGAGACGGAGAAAUGGCUCACUACAUAUAUCGACGCCAAUCCCAACCGAUCCGCGUACGCCUUCUGCAUCGAUCAGAAGCACCCGGGGUACUUUUGGCUCUGCUUCAAGGCCAGCCGAACGGCAAGGGUUAUUGGGCUGCCCGUCCGUGCGAUUCCGCAGGGGUACGAACUGAAGGGGUACCAGUAUCCGGAUAUGCGGGCGCUGUGCAACGGCUUCAAGCUGCGAUACCAGAAUGAAUUUUCGACAAUGGGAGAUCGGUGA